Molecule: messenger RNA, 1056 nt
Organism: Rhodotorula toruloides NP11
Lineage: Eukaryota; Fungi; Basidiomycota; Microbotryomycetes; Sporidiobolales; Sporidiobolaceae
Product: FK506 suppressor Sfk1
Exons: 9
Coding region: 1-1056 (351 amino acids)
Cellular component (GO): plasma membrane
Source: RefSeq, a predicted model, not a curated record
AUGCGCGACCGCUUGCAACCCUUCCACGGCCUCUACUGGCUCUUCCCGCUCAUCGCCUUCGUCGUCUGGUGGGGCACGCUUCUGGGCCUCUUGCUCUGGUGGGCGGUCGCGGACAAUGCGAAGCAAUACCAGCCUGGACAACCAACUAUUCUCGUCAGUCCCCCCGUCUCCUCGUCGCGUGCAGCAGGAGAAGCUGACUCGUGUUCGAACCGGCAGUACGUUUCCAACGUCGGCGCUGAGCCGCGCAAGCAGGCGCUCUUCAUCGCGGGAGUCUCGACGACAGCCGUCUUCUACACCCUCUCGCUCCUCAUGGAGCGCUGGCUUCGUCACCUGCGCCGCAUCCCCGGCGCCCUUCGCAAGCGGGACCGCAAUGCCGACAUCGUCGCAUGCGUCUUCGGCAUCCUCGGCUCGAUCGCGCUCGUCUUGCUUUCAUCGCUGAACGACUUGGCUUUCCCCAAGGCGCACUGGAGUAUGGCUGCCGUCUUUAUCGUCUGCAUCGCCAUCUCCGCGCUGUGCCAAACCCUCGAGAUCAUGUGGCUCAAGCAGGACCACAUCGACCGCAAGCACUUGCGUCGCAACGCCAUCGUCAAGUGGAUCAUCGUCGUUCUUGCUAUCUGCUGCGCGAUUUGCUUCGGCGCGACCUACGGCGUCUGCGCUGGAUCGGGAAGCAAGAGGCCCUUGACCUCGCGCUGCGACCGGAUCAAGUCUGUCGCGGCCAUCUUCGAGUGGACGAUCGCGGGCUUGUACGGCGUCUACCUCGGCACGAUGGGCUUCGACCUCUGGCCCGCACACAAGACGCGCAACCACCUCGGCAUGUCGAAAGACUUCCUCAUCGAAGGGGACCGCAACAACACCCUCCACGUGCACAAGAACCGUGCCCAGCCAGGUGCGCGCGGUGGAGUGCUGGAGGAGGUCGAGAAUGGCACGGCGAGACCGAGUUUGGCGAGCGAUGGACAGUAUGGGAGGUAUGCGGAGCCCGUCGCUCAGUCGAACGGGUUGAUGCAGCCAGAAAUGGCGCACACGGGACACGGACAGGUGCAUCGGACCGUUUACUAG